Molecule: messenger RNA, 2384 nt
Organism: Melanaphis sacchari
Lineage: Eukaryota; Metazoa; Arthropoda; Insecta; Hemiptera; Aphididae
Gene: Oseg5
Product: intraflagellar transport protein 80 homolog
Exons: 15
Coding region: 75-2348 (757 amino acids)
Biological process (GO): cilium assembly
Cellular component (GO): intraciliary transport particle B; cilium; centrosome
Molecular function (GO): protein binding
Source: RefSeq, a predicted model, not a curated record
UACAAUACUAUAUUUUGAGUUAAUAAAUAUAAACUUUUGUUACGAGUUAUUUGUUUUUAAUUAUUGAAUUAAAAAUGCGUUUCAAAUCAACAAUCUUAAAAGUUUCUGAGGAUCAAUCUGUUGUUUGCAUUGGUUGGACUGGAAACGAUGAAAUUAUAAUUGGAAGAAAUGAUUCAACGUUAUCAAAAUGGAGCCAAACCACAAAAGAAAGUAUUAAAUUGUGCGAUUUUUCUGAUGAGUCGUCGUAUCCUAUAGAUUUACAUAUAUUAUCUAGUACUCAGAGGCUCACAAACAAAACAGCAGGGAUUGAACAAAUUCUUAUAACUUCAUCUAAUGGUAAGUUACAUUUAAUGAGCAAACCCACUAAAAUUGAUAAAACCGUAGACGCCCAUGAAGGUAACGUAACGGUCGGAAAAUGGAGUCCUGAUGGUUCUACUUUAUUAACAGCUGGCGAGGAUGGAUCUAUAAAGAUAUGGUCUCGUAUCGGCAUGUUGAGAACAAAAUUGGUCGUAAAUGCUGAGCCAAUAUUAUCGGCCGACUGGAAUUUCGAUUCAUCCAAAAUUGUAUAUACUCAACAUGAUACGCUUUGUAUUAAAUCAUUAAAAGCGAAUAUAAAAACAAUUAGAAUUCGAGGCCAUAGUGAUCUUAUACUCAAAGUAUCAUGGUGUAGAGCUAACGAUUUAAUUGUAUCAGGAGGCGAAGAUUGUUACUAUAAGAUUUGGGAUUCAUAUGGAAAUUCUGUAUUUGUGAGCGAAAAACUCACACAUCCAGUAACAUCUCAUUGUUGGAAGUCUGAUGGAAAUUUGUUAGUUGUUAGCUUUUUCAAUACAAUUUUAAUUUGUAAUCAAUACGGAGUAGUCCUAUCAACAGAUUAUGUUGAUUGUGGAAGUAUUUGUACGCUUUGUUGGUCACCGGAUAGUACUCAAGUAGCUGCUGUGUGCGCUAAUGGAAGACUAAUGGUUUCUACAUUGGUUGAAAGAAGUAUUUCGAGACGGAAUUUUCAUUGUUUGAUCACGUCGCGGAAAACAAUGGCCGUUAAGGACAUAUUAAACGAAACCAAAGAAAAACUUGAUUUCCCUGAACGUAUCGUUCAUGUAGCUAUGGAAUACAGCCAUUUAUUAAUCACCACUUGCACGCAGUGUUUUGUUUAUCAAAUGCCCAAUCUUAACACUCCGCAGAUUAUCAAUUUAAAAGACACAAACGUGUUUAUGAUAAUUUUGACUGAAAAGUAUUUUGGUUUAUUAUCAAUAAGCCGAGUCGAUAUUUACACAUAUGACUGUAAAUUGGUUUCGUCUCCUAAAUGGCCAAAUAUGCAAUGUGACGUAGUUCAAAGAAAUCACGUAUCCAUAUCUGAUCAUCUAUUGGCUGUAAGAGAUCAAAUAAAUGACAAAAUGAUACAUGUUUUCGAAAUAGCGCCGUUGAUUUCGUUACCUACAAUUAAACACGAAUUUACAAUUACUGAUGUUCAGUUAAUGACUACCAAGUUUCAAGAUAAACGUUAUUUGGCGUUAAUCGAUUCGAAUAUGAACAUAUUUAUCGUCCAUAUAGGGCAUAAAGACUGUGCUAAAUCCUACAAGCUUGGUUCAAUGUUUCAUAGCAUGUGCUGGAACAGUCAAACAGAAUCACUGGCUGCGUUGCAAUAUACAAAUUUAAUAGUGUGGUAUGAUCCUUUACUUUUACUGAAUGAUCAAAUCCUUGUCCGGAAGUCGCUAGAAAAAAAUGACUUAAGUUUUUACGGUAACAAAUUAAACAUUGAGUCAUACGAAGACAAUAUGGUGAGUUUGAUCAACACAGACGGCGUAAAAAUAUUCGUCCAAGUAUCUCCUUAUCUGAAAGUUAUGAAGAAUUACAUCGGUGCGAGUAAAUGGAUGGAAUGUCGAAUCGUAUGCCGAGACGUGAAGAAUGAAGCGAUGUGGGCACUUCUGGCCGGUUCUGCUGUGUUGGCAAAACAGCUCGAUACUGUCGAAGAGUGUUUUCUUGCUAUCGGGCAAAUAGAGCGAGCGACAUUUAUUCAACACAUAAAGACGAUAUCUAACAGAACAGUUCAGGAGUCAUCACUAGCUCUACUAUCUGGAAAAAUAACAGAAGCCGAAUCCAUUUUACUCAGAAACGGAUUCACAUUUAAAGCUAUUAUGUUUAAUAUCCAAAUACAUAACUGGAGUAGAGCUUUGGAAUUAGCAGUUAAACAUAAGAAGUAUCUAAACAUGGUAAUUUAUAAACGAAGAAAUUAUUUAGAAUUUUACAAAAAAGAAGAAACAAAUGAAAAGUUUUUAAAAUACUCUAAUAUUGAAAUUGAUAAUGACGAGAUAUUGAAGGAAAUUGAAGAAGAAGAAAAGCAACGUUCGUAAAAUAAAAAAUAUUUAAUAUAAUGUAUGAAAUAUAAA